Linderina pennispora is the source of this 1469-nucleotide messenger RNA. RefSeq names its product aldehyde dehydrogenase. The transcript has 3 exons. Gene Ontology annotation, molecular function: aldehyde dehydrogenase (NAD+) activity. NCBI's taxonomy places the organism in Eukaryota, Fungi, Kickxellomycota, Kickxellomycetes, Kickxellales, Kickxellaceae. Bases 1 to 1302 code for a protein of 433 amino acids. The record is from RefSeq and is a predicted model, not a curated record.
AUGGUCUCUCUUCCCCAGCUUCCGUUCAACCAGAGCCAUCUCUUCAUCAACAACGAGUGGGUUGAGUCGACCGGAUCGGCCACCACCACUAUCGAGAACCCCGACACUGGCGACAUCAUCGCCACGGUUCCCGCUGGCACCGCCGAGGAUGUCUCGAGCGCCGUGGAUGCCGCCUACGAGGCCUUCCACCACGGCCCCUGGGUCAACGAGUACACAGGAAGCCAGCGCCGCGACGCUAUCAAUGCCCUUGCGACGCUCAUCGAGCAGAACCGCGAGGAAAUCGAGCUGAUCGAGUCCAUUAACACUGGCAAGCCCAUCACCGAUGCCCGCCUCGAGAUGGACGACGCCAUCGACAUCCUGCGCUUCUACGCCGGCUAUGCCGACAAGGUCCACGGCCGCCACAUCUCCCCGCAGGCAAACCCGACCUUUGAGGGAUACACAGCCAAGGUGCCGGUCGGUGUGGUCGCCCAUAUCAACUCGUUCAACUACCCUGCCAUGCUAUGGGCAUGGAAGGUUGCCCCUGCCCUGGCUGCUGGCUGCACUAUCGUGUUCAAGCCCGGUCCCCAGACGCCGCUGACCACUUUGUACUUUGGCCAUCUGAUCAAGCAGACUGGCCUGUUCCCGCCUGGUGUCUACAAUGUCGUGGUUGGUGGUGUUGAUGUUGGCCAGGCACUGGUCGACAACGACAAGGUUGACAAGGUCGGGUUCACCGGCUCGGUGGCGACUGGCAAGCACGUCAUCAAGUCAACAGCCUCGACGCGCGAUGUGCGCAAGGUGUCGGUUGAGCUGGGUGGCAAGUCGCCUGUGAUGCUGCCCAAACUAAAGGCUGCUGCCGAGCGUAUCGCGCUGGGCGUCCCGCAGGAGGAGUCUACGGUCAUGGGCCCGCUGAUCGACAGACGCCAGUUCGAGCGCGUCAUGGACUACAUCCGCAUUGGCAAGGAGGAGGACAAGGCUGAGCUGCUGACGGGCGGCGAGCGCGCCUUUGACCACGGCCACUGGGUCCAGCCCACGGUGUUUGUCAACGUCGACCCCAAGGCCCGCAUUGCCACCGAGGAGAUCUUUGGCCCGGUGCUAACGACUUUGGUCUGGCCUGCGGCUAUCUUCAGCCACAACCCGCGCGAGAUCGCAAAGUUCACCCGUGCCUUGCGCAACGGCACAAUCUGGGUCAAUACCUACAACAUCCUGUUUGCCUCGCUGCCCUUUGGUGGUUUCCGCAACUCGGGCUUUGGCCGCGAGCUGGGCGAGGAGUCCUUUGAGGGAUACCUGGAGGUCAAGACUAUCAUCACCGAUGUCACUGUCUAAGCACUAGGUGCCCUUCCCACCCAUUUUCCAUUUUUCUUUUCUCAAUCAACCAUUCUAAUGUAUUCAGCAACUACGAUGCCUCCACAUCGCGCUGGCUAAUGCAACUACCAAACUCACCAGCACACAGAGAUAUGGCACUCGUAUGUAAUGCACGCAGUUUAUGUAAA